UCUCUCUCUAUAUCCCGAUCUCUUUUCAUCCACUCGCUUCUUCUUUCUUGGACCGCCUCCUCGUUCAUUCCACUACUCCGGUCAUCAAUGGCUGCCCUCCUAUCCCUCUCCGCGGCGACGCCCACGACUCCUCUCCUCCGCUUUCCAUCUCUCCCUUUCAAGGGAAGCAUAAAGACUCUACUUCCCUCGGUAUCCUGUCCGAUUUCAUCGUCAAAGUCUCGCCUUGUUCUUCGAACUGGGGGGCAUCCAAUUGCAGUGAUCUGUGCCGCCGAUUCCGCUCCUUCGUCUUCCGGGACCGCAAACCGAUUCCGGCUUGAUAACCUGGGUCCUCAACCAGGAUCAAGGAAGAGAAACAAGAGGAAGGGCAGGGGUAUCGCCGCAGGGCAGGGGAACAGUUGCGGAUUCGGUAUGCGGGGCCAGAAGUCGCGGUCGGGGCCAGGCGUCCGUAAGGGUUUCGAAGGAGGGCAAAUGCCACUCUACCGGCGCAUUCCUAAGCUUCGUGGUAUCGCUGGAGGCAUGCAUGCUGGUUUACCAAAGUUUGUGCCUGUCAACUUAAAAGACAUUGAAGAUGCUGGAUUUAAUGAAGGUGAUGAAGUUUCGUUGGAAUCCUUGAAAGCAAAGGGCUUGAUUAACCCAUCAGGCAGGGAAAGGCGAUUGCCAUUAAAGGUUCUGGCAGAUGGGGAUUUGUCAGUUAAGGUGAACAUCAAGGCACAGGCCUUCUCGGCCGCUGCCAAAGAAAAGCUUGAAGCUGCUGGUUGCACUCUUACUGUGUUACCAGGUCGGAAGAAGUGGGUAAAACCAUCAGUAGCCAAAAAUCUAGCACGCGCAGAGGAGUACUUUGCCAAGAAGAGAGCAGCAGCUCAAGCUGGUAGCAACGAUGGUGCUUCUGCUUGAGGCGCGCAUGGCUACUUUUGCUGGUCAUACAGCCUUUUUUUCCCCCUGGCACUUUCAAUGUUUGUCACAGAUGAUGUGGAUUAUUCAUCUAAAUUUAUCACACUGCUCAUAUUUCAUCACCAGACGCUGGAGGGCAUGUCCUCUUCGUCUGUUUCAUCGCACA
Zingiber officinale is the source of this 1057-nucleotide messenger RNA. Its product is annotated as 50S ribosomal protein L15, chloroplastic-like. Gene Ontology annotation, cellular component: ribosome; cytosolic large ribosomal subunit. NCBI's taxonomy places the organism in Eukaryota, Viridiplantae, Streptophyta, Magnoliopsida, Zingiberales, Zingiberaceae. Gene Ontology annotation, molecular function: structural constituent of ribosome. The transcript has 4 exons. The record is from RefSeq and is a predicted model, not a curated record. Gene Ontology annotation, biological process: translation. Bases 88 to 894 code for a protein of 268 amino acids.